Nerophis lumbriciformis (worm pipefish) is the source of this 3930-nucleotide messenger RNA. NCBI's taxonomy places the organism in Eukaryota, Metazoa, Chordata, Actinopteri, Syngnathiformes, Syngnathidae. The record is from RefSeq and is a predicted model, not a curated record.
AUGGCAGCAGCCUACCGUGUGGUAGUGAGCAGUGUGAGCUGCUACAACAGUGUGGUGGUGGAUCGGCGCAGCCACUCUCACGCUGUACACUAUUGCUCAGGCCCGUGCAGAGCUCUUGCCCAGGGGUUGGAAUGCGCCGUGGCACAUCAUGGCACCUGUUCCGAGCUCCUGGUCGUGCCAGACUCGCCCUACCUGAACAGCCCUUCCGGACACUCCAGGUGCACGACUUCGCAACAGAUUCCACACCAUGGGAAAUCGAGUGGUACUCUAGGUGCAGGGUACAACUGUGGUGCUCUGGAGAGGGCCGGGAGUAGUGGAAAUUUGUUCAUAGGGGAGGAGAGCAACAUGUGGCGGGGGAAAAAGGUCACCAGUGGUGGAGGAUCAACGGGCAACCUUAGCUGUGGUAGCUACGGUAGCCUCAAGGACAUCACUGAAGAAGCUAUCAACCUAGCCAGUGGUAAGCUCAAAGAGUUUUCCUUUGACAAGCUUCGCCUCUCCUCUUCUAGCCACGUCACUUUCCGGAAAGGCCGCAAAGUCCGUCCUGAUUCGUUCAGCCGCCGCUCCACCGAUUUGGAGAUCAUCUACGGCCACUUUAGUUCCAACGUCUCCAGUAAUGGCACGACAAACGGAACCACCACAACUCCCAAUGAUGAGAACACGCCGCCGUUACUGGAGACGAAACUGAAGGGCAGUUCGAGCUCUGUCUCUACUAUUACAAAAGUCAGUGGUUCGACAAGUGGAAGCGGGUCUUUGGACCAUAACGUGAACACUCUGGCUUCACUUUAUCGCAAUACUCUAGGGGAUGAGAACCUGAUUACCCGUCUGCUGGAGAAAACGUGGGGAGAGGGAACUGCCGGGAGUGCUGGUGGAGAAGAUAUCCGCGCCUGCCUUGACAUCCUGCUCAAAUGCUCAGAAGACCUGAAGAAAUGCACUGACAUUAUCAAGCAGUGCAUCCGACGCAAAGGAGGGCCUCAGGAUGGAGGUGCCAGUCCCGACAGCGUGUACCGGGCCUUGAUGACCCGAUUGAGCAUGUACCUUAAGAGACUACCUUUGGAGCUGGAGGGGAUAGGAGGCAGUGGACAGGGUACGCCCGGAAGUGGGCAUGGCGAUCUGAUGGAGCUUGUAAACAGUCUCCACUCGCUCCAACAGGCACCCUUCUCACCAAUAUUUGGAAGCGAGCAGCCUCCUCGUUAUGAGGACGUUGUGCAGUCGCCUCCUAAUGCAAAGACUUCGUCGACUACAACUUUGUCCGCUCCUCACAUAUCCGUUCAGGGCUCUAUAUCUAAACCCCUUACCAAUGGACUUCAGCAUUCACAUGCUCCAUCGUCUGUCACGCUUCACAAUCUUUCUGUCACGAGUUCGCCUUCCAGUCACUCUCCGACACACUCUCCGUCCCAUCUUCGGAGCUCCCCUACUCCACCGUACACUCACACCCCUCCGGGAUCCCCCAUGGAGCCACUCUACAUUGAGGAGGAAGAGGCAGAUAUGGGUAAGAUUUCGCAACAGAUCACUCAUCAUACAUCCCAGGACAAAACCACAUCAAAUAAACCCAUGUAUUUAUCUCAAUUAGACUCUACCAGCACUGUCUACAACGCAAUGAAGCCUUCCUGCACUACGCAAGCACAUAGAAAUGAUGACAUUGACAAACUGCUGAUGGAUCUGGAGAAUUUAUCUCAGAGCAUGAGCAAUCCCAGGAGCACUGAACCGCCUCUACCGGUCAAGACCCGCAAGCGAGGUGGCCUGGGGACUUUGUCCACAGAUCCCCAGACUCAUCUCAAAAUGCCCCAGUUCCAAGUCAAAACCGCUGCAAGCCACUUGGCCGGAUCCAAAGCACCUCAGGGAGACAAGCGCAACGCUCCAGCCGGUGAGGAGCAGGAGGAUGGCGCGUUGCUCUUGAGAAUCUUGGAGAGUAUAGAGAAUUUUGCCCAAGAACUGGUGGACUCGGGGGCCGGGAGUACCGGAAGUGCUGAGAGGAACAGCGGUAAGGAACGCGAAGUGAUGAAGCUCUUGCAAGGCACUCUGGCCUCCACUGGUAGGCCUGACACCCCCACCCAAAGCACGACUGUAAAAACUGUUCCGCCAGUCAGUCAAACGGAAACCAUUGCGGCACUAACAGUUCCAGCCAUACCGCCAAAACUCUUUAGCCGAACUCCCUCGGCUACUCCUGUUCUCACACAAAAACCUGCAACUGAAGAGGUGUGCGCAGCUAAAUCCGAGCCUCAAGCCACACCUGAGGCUGCCUCUGCCUUCGUGCCUACAUCAGAAGCAACAAACAUCGUUUCAGGAGGUCCUAUGGUCCAUCCUAUAUCCACUCCUGGACCCACAAGCUUGCAUUCUGAGCCGGUGAACGAUGUUGCGCCGAAAGUGCCGCCCACCAGUUCCAGCCUGCCUGUGGUUAUCGAGACAGAUCCUUCUGUUGUCGUCGGAGACACUCUGGCCCUGAGAGACACUGGUUCGACCCUGCUCAUCCAACAGAGUCCUGAAGUAAUCAGGGUCCAGUCCAAAGCAGAGAAGAAACCCGUCACACCACCCCCAUCCCCUGCCCAGGUCUCGACUGACCCACAGGCCACCUCGCCGGAGGCCCCCGUCGUCAUCACACCGCCUCCUCCCCUCGCCAUCAACAUUCCCAGGUUCUAUUACCCUCGCGGUCUUCCCGCCACGGGCCCUCCGGCCGAUCACGAUGCUGCUAUCGCCACCGUUGAAGCGGCUUUCUCCGAGUUUGAAGAGGAGAAGGCCGACAUUUACGAGAUGGGAAAGGUCGCCAAGGCGUGCGAUUGUCCACUCUAUUGGAAGGCAGCCAUGUUCUACGGCGCCGGCGGCGAACGGACCGGCUUCGUGUCAGUUCACGCCUUCGUCGCCACCUGGAGGAAGUUGCUGAACGGUUGCCACGACGACGCCUCCAGGUUCAUCAACCUUCUCGCCAAACCCGGCUGUCACUACCUCGAGCAGGAGGACUUCAUUCCUCUUCUGCAGGACAUCGUGGACACGCACCCCGGACUCACCUUUCUGAAGGACGCGCCUGAGUUUCAUUCCCGCUACAUCACAACGGUGAUCCAGCGGAUCUUCUACGUGGUGAACCGCUCGUGGACGGGCCGCGUUUCCACGACAGAGCUACGGCGCAGCAACUUUUUGCAGACGCUGGCGCUGCUGGAGGAAGAGGACGACAUCAACCAGAUCACCGACUACUUCUCCUACGAGCACUUCUAUGUCAUCUACUGCAAGUUCUGGGAGCUGGACGGCGACCACGACCUGUACAUCGACCACAAGGACCUGGCGCGAUACAACGACCACGCGUCAUCCAACAGAAUCAUUGAGAGGUUGUUUUCGGGAGCUGUCACACGGGGCAACGCCGUGCAAAGGGAAGGACGCAUGAGCUAUGCUGAGUUUGUCUGGUUUCUCAUAUCUGAAGAGGAUAAGAAAAAUCCCACCAGUAUAGAGUACUGGUUCCGCUGCAUGGACGUGGACGGCGAUGGAGUUUUGUCCAUGUUCGAGUUGGAGUACUUCUAUGAGGAACAGUGCGAACGAAUGGAGCGAAUGGGCAUCGAACCGCUGCCCUUCCAAGACUUACUGUGUCAAAUGCUGGACUUGGUCAAGCCGGAGAGUCCAGGCAAAAUAACACUGGGUGACCUAAAGCGCUGCCACAUGGCUCACAUCUUCUUCGACACCUUCUUCAACCUGGAGAAAUACUUGGACCAUGAACAGAGAGACCCCUUUGCUGUGCAGAAGGAUCUCGACAGCGACGGUCCGGAGCCAUCCGACUGGGAUAAAUACGCCUCUGAGGAGUACGAAAUCCUGGUAGCGGAGGAAACUGCCAAUGAACAGAUUCACGAAGGAUCAUUUGAGGACGACUACGAACUCGACGAUCUUCAGGUGCCGGCCGAGAUUGGGAAUAAAAUGGAAAAACUGGUCAUUUCGGAUCUGUCGGCAUGA